UUUUUUAUCACGUUAUCAGCACGACGGUUGCUCCGUGUAAAACCCUAAUUUCCAUACCGGAUACCAUCUUUGUUUCUUUCUAGUCAAACGGAACCGUAUUCUCUUCCAUAACUUAACACUAUUAAUCGCCACGGUUAACAUACAUGACCUUCAAUCCCUUUGUUACCAUUCAAUAUGCUGCAUACCACGUUUUGUUCUCUGCCACACCGCAUCAAGUCAAUGGCUUUGACUUUUGUAUCAUCAGCGCUCAAGGAAACAUCAAAAGCCACGGUGAUUCAGACCAUGACAGGCUCUAGUCAACGAAGGUAACCCGAUUUAUUUUGAAAUAAUAUGAUACUUUAAAAUAUUACUUGGAUUUAGGGGGUUAAGUUUUCUAGCAAUUGGGGGAAGAGUUGAUUACGGGAAAGUAGUGAUACGCGUUUUCUCGAAAUUAUCGGUUUAUAAUAUCUAUAAUCUGGAUUCUUUUCUUUGGGUAUAUAACUUACCGGCGUUUAAUGUUCAUAAUUAAGAAGAAGUUGUUGGGAUAAUAGGUCCUGUAAAUUGUUCUUCUACUAACGAUUUUUUUUUUUUGCUAAAGCCCUGCUAACCGACUUUGACUACCCCACAUUAUUUUUUUCAGUAAUUAUUUCAAAUAUCCCCAUUAAUUUAUUAUUUUUCUUUGGAGCCCAAUUCAAUAACACAAUUAUUCUAAUCAAUACUGUAUAUAUAAAUACGAGAUUACACAAUGGAAAUUCAUGAUAAACAUGCUCCGUUGGUUUAUAAGUUUAGAUCUGUAAGAAAUUUUUUUUAAGUGAAAUUUAAUAUGAUAUUUAUGGGCCAUUAAUUAUUUGUGAAACAGUGUUUAUUACUAUUAUAUUCAUGAUCAUGGAAAUUCAUUAUAAUAUUUAUGUAAUAUAUAGCUUAUUUGUGACACAAGGUUUACUAUAAACAAAUUAUCUAAUUUGUUUGCAAGAUUAUGUGUCGAACUAUUGCAUCAUUUUAGAAUUAUACUUAUAUUAAUAAUUGUAUAAAUAUUCUUAUUAGUAUUAUAGUCAAAAAUAUAUUUAAAUUUAACCUUUUUAAGGAAGAUUGUUCUUCAUAUUUGGAGGAAUGUAUUUUAAUCUCAUGAUUUGGUACAUCAUGCAUGCAUUAUACAAUUUUGUAGUAUACAAUAGUUAACAAUUAUUAUACUAGGAUAAAGUUUGUUUAGUAUUUAAUAUGUCCAUGUAUAUUCGCUUCUAAUGUGCAAUACUUGUAUUUGACAUAUAAAUUUUAAUAUGAUUGUUCGUAACAAUUUAACUAGAAAUACAAUAUGAUACGUGUAUGUUUAUAGUGUUCCUAUUUGAUAUAUAAGAAUAAGAAAUUUCGGUGCCUUAUAUGACAUUUCAUGACAUGUUAUCAUAUAAUUUUUAAUCCUAGUGAUGACAAAUUACUGCUGUAUUUUUAGUAGUAAAAAUCAUAUAUUGAUUUACUCAUAUUUCUUUAUACAUGUUAUAUCGCUUUUAACCAAGGUGUAUGAUUUGAAAACUAACGCACACGAUAUAUCAACACUCUCUGAAUCUCAUUAUCAAGUUAUAAACGAUCGUAAGAUGUUAGGCCGAUAAAUGUUAUUAGACUCGAACAUUUAUUUACUUCUCAAUUGGUGUAUUUUAAAGAGAAGAUUAUUUAUGAGGAAAACGUUGAUAAAAAAAUGUCAUUUGUCACAUUGUGAUAUACUCCUGAAGUAGCAGUAUCAUUAGAGAGUAUAUGAAAAGUUUAAAAUAAUUUUACAUUUGUGUAACCAAUGAAUAAAAUCCAUGAGGCUUGUUUCGGCUCAACUACAUUCCCUGAAGCAAAUGUGAUUUUAUAUUGUAUGGUGUAAAGGUAACGAUUAUGGAGAGAAUAUUAUGACGAUGAGAUCGACCAUGAGAAUCAAUAAUGUUAAUAAUGAUAUUGACCACUAGAAGUGGCAAAUUAAGGGAGUAGUUACUUGAAAAUAAAAUGUGAGAAGCAUGAAGUGAUAACAUGAUAGUUUGAAAUGAUAAGGCAUUGUUCUCAUUAUUAUUGAAAUGAAAGUUUCAUUUUACUUCAUUGCAUUAACUUUUAUUUAUUUAUUUUAUUUCCUGAAGAAAUAUGUAUGCUAGCUCCAGCAGAGCUAUUAUUGGUGAUGAAUGUCUGGUAGAUAGCGGUAGUACUAACACUAUUCUCAAAGAUAUGAAAUUUUUCUCUGAGUUGUCUCCGGCAGAGACACCGAUUAGUACUAUAUCUGGUGUCAGUAACUUUAUCGAAGGCUCCGGCAGAGCACACAUAACAUUAUUUUCGGGUACCAAAUUAACUAUUGAUAAUGCAUUAUAUUCUAGUAAAUCCAGAAGAAAUUUACUUAGCUUUAAAGAUAUUUGAAAAAAUGGUUACCACCUAAAAACAAUAUUUGAAAAUAAUAUUGAAUAUCUUCAAAUUACUUCAAACAAAAAUGGCCAAGAAACAAUUGUUGAACAAUUAGAAGCCUUAUCCUCUGGAUUAUAUUGUACUAAUAUGAAUUCUAUCGAAUCAUACAUGGUGAGUAACCAAAAGCUGUUAGAUAAAGACACAUUCAAUAUAUGGCAUGACCGUCUAGGUCACCCUGGUAGCAUAAUGAUGAGACGAAUAAUCUAAAGUGCAACCGGGCACCCUCUCAAAAAAAAAAAAAAACUUAAAAGUUUUGCUACCACAAGAGUUAUCAUGUGCAGCAUGCUCUCUGGCAAACUUAUAACUCGGCCCUCACAAACUAAAUUGAUACAUGAAAUCCCAUCAUUUUUAGAAAGAAUCCAAGGGGAUAUUUAUGGGCCUAUUCAUCCUCCGUGAGGACCAUUCCGCUAAUUCUUGGUCUUAAUAGACGCAUCCUCAAGGUGGUCACAUGUGAGUCUUUUAGCUACUCGAAAUGUAGCAUUUGCCCGACUUUUAGCUCAAAUCAUACAAUUUAAGGAGCUAAAGUUUAUGUCUUUAAAAAAUUUACCAAAUCUGGUAAGCUUGUUCGUUGUUGACAAUGUAGUCGAGCUACCUCAACUCGUUAAAUUGGAAGUUGAUGGGCUUCCCAACUUCACUACCAUUUAUCCUGACAAGAACAACUUUUCUGCAUUCUUGAAAAGUGAGGUUAAAGUUGCAAAGCUGGAGAAAUUGAAGAUUAUUCGAAUGGAGAAGUUAAAGCAAAUAUGGGCACCUGAUAUUCAGGAAGUUAAUGAGAUUUCUAUGCUAAGAGAGAUUGAAGUGGAGAGAUGUGAUAGUCUUGUAAAUUUGUUUCCAACUAAUUCAAUGAGAAAAAUGAACCAUUUAGAAAGGCUUAUAGUUAAAGAAUGUGGUUCCCUUGAAAUGAUAUUCAACAUCGAUUUGGACUAUGUUCGUCAUGAAGUUGAGCAAGUUAGCAACAACAGCAGCUUAAGAAGCAUUGGAGUGUUUAAAUCAUCGAAUCUAAGAGAGGUGUGGAGGACGAUAGGUGAUGAAAAUAACUCUAGUAGUAGUGGUAGUCUUUUAAUCAGUGGCUUUGAAGCUCUUGAAAGGAUAUAUGUUGAAAGUUGUACGGGGUUUAGAAGUUUAUUCACACCAUCCAACACCAAUGUCAAACUUGAUAUGAGAGCACUAACAACCAUUAUCAUUCGUAACUUCCUAGAUAGAGAGCAGUUCCAGGCUCUGCUACAGCGUAAGAGAAAGGGAGGAGAUAAUUUUUCUAGUGAUGCAAGCCCAUCGAAUGUCAUGCAGAAACAACAUGAUGAUAAUCUUUCUAGUAUUGUAUUUCCAGGCAACCUCUUGCAUUCUUUCCAUUACCUUCAAAGACUUGAUAUGAUGGGUUAUGAUGGUGUGGAAGUGGUGUUUGAAAUAGAGAGUCCAAGCAAUGGAGAACUGGUAACAACUACAAAUAAUCAACUGCUGCUACCCAAUCUUCAAGACUUAAGCGUAUGUCAUAUGGAGAGGAUGACUCACGUGUGGAAGUGCAACAAUUGGAAUAAAUUCUUAACCCUUCAAAAACAAUCCUCAUUCCACAAUCUCACAACCAUAUCGGUGGCAGAGUGUCCGAGGAUUAAGUACUUGUUUUCACCUCUCAUGGCGAAAUUUCUUACCAACCUAAAGAAAGUCUACAUAACCUCUUGUGAUGGUAUGGAAGAAAUUGUUUCAAAGAGAGAUGACAAAGAUGAAGAUGAAGAAGUGACUACACCUACAUACAACUACAAUUUAUUCCCUUAUCUUCAUUCGCUCGGUUUCUAUUCGUUGAGGAAUCUAAAGCGUAUCGGGGGUAGUUGUGAUGAUGAAAAGGGUACAACUAAUGUCAUUCAUGAUCAAUUACAGUUUCCCAAAGUCGGUCUUGUUUCAUGGUCCUUAUGCCAGUACUCUAGAGAGAUACGUAUAACGUUGUGUGAUACGUUGUCAAGUGUGAUUCCAUCUUAUGCAACAAGAGAAAUGAAUAAUCUCAAAUGUUGGAAGUAAAUGAUUGUAAAUCGUUGACGGAGGUAUUUGAAACUCAAGGGAUCAACAACAAUGGUGGUAGUAGUAUUAACAAUGAUGGGAAAUGGUGCUACUUCUACUACAACCCUGGCCAUUCCAAUACUAGAAAAUACUAAUCUGCCUCGACUUUUUAACUUAAAGAAACUGAUAAUCAAAUCUUGUAACCUUUUACAACAUGUAUUCACAUUUUCCAUGCUUGAAAGCCUUAGACAACUUGAAGAGUUGAUGAUAAAGGGAUGCAAGUCAAUGAAAGUAAUUGUGAAGGAAGAAAUUGGAGAGCAAAGCAAGGUUGUGGUCUUUCCUCGUCUAAGGUUCCUUGUACUAAAAGAUUUACCUAAUCUAGAGGGGUUCUUCUUGGGGAUGAAUGACUUUCAAUGGCUAUUAUUGGAAAAGGUUAUGAUUGAUGACUGCCCACAAAUGAUGGUAUUCACAUCUGGACAGUCGACGGCUACAGAGCUCAAGUAUACAAGGUUAAACUUGGACCAGUUAUCCCAAGUCAUUAUUAGUUUUUGAUCGUUAUACCAAUACUCUAGAGAUAUAUAUAUAUAUUGGUGUCAUGGACUAUCAAGUGUGAUUCCAUCUUACGCAGCAAGACAAAUGAAAAAUCUUCAAGUGUUAGAAGUAAGGUAUUGUGAUUCAUUGAUGGAUGUAUUUGAAACUCAAGGAAUCAACAGCAAUGAUAGUGGUCAUAGUGGUGGCGGUAGUACCAACAUUGAUGAAGGUACUGAAACUACAACACUCGCCAUUCCAAGACUAGAAAAAAUCAACGUGCCUGAUCAGCUGUCCAACCUAAAAAGAUUGGUAAUCACAUCUUGUAACCUUUUACAACAUGUAUUUACACUUUCCACACUUGACAGCCUCUCAUACAACUCGAAGAUUUGAUUAUAAGUGACUGUAAGGCAAUGGAGGUAAUUGUGAACAAAGAAAAUGGAGAGCAAAGAAAGGUUGUGUUUCCUCAUCUAAAGUCCCUUCAGUUACUCAAUCUAGAAAAGCUAAAAGGAUUCUUCUUCGGGACGAAUGACUUCCAAUGGCCGCUACUAAACAAGGUUAUAAUCAGUCAAUGCCCACAAAUGUUGGUGUUCACAUCGGGUCAAUCCACAGCUCCAGAGCUCAAGUGCAUACAUACACACUUAGGCAAACAUAGCCUUGAAUGUGGUCUUAACUUUCAUGUGACGACAGACUUCCAUCAGACACGAACUAUCACCUGUAGUUUCAGCCAAUUUGGUUAUUCCUCAUAGCCCCGAACGAGCAGGAGAAGACCAUGUAUGUAACAUCCAUUGAUCAGCAAGAGUCAGUUGCUAGCAACGUAUAUCAAAGGAAAUAUUAUGUGACACUACGUAUGGUGAUGAAGAUUUUUUCAAGAACACAAACCCACUGAGAGCGACCGAUGUAGUUGUAAAGUACUCGAGGAGAGUUGACAUAAGAUUCUUGUGAAGUAUGUUGAAACACGGUGGCGUAGAGAUGCUCUUCUAUCCAGCGUUCAUAGCAUGGACAACAAAUUAUUGUUAUUAGAGAUUUUAUUGUGCAACAUAUGAGGAUGACCAAGAAGAAACUGAUGUAGAAAGUGAUGAAUAGGUCAUUGUUAUUAUUACUAGCUUCCAGUUAUUGUUAUUGAAACUUAUAUUGUGCACUAGUUUGUCAUUGGGUUCAUGCUAGACUUUGUGUUUACUUUUAAA
Molecule: messenger RNA, 6107 nt
Organism: Helianthus annuus (common sunflower)
Lineage: Eukaryota; Viridiplantae; Streptophyta; Magnoliopsida; Asterales; Asteraceae
Exons: 8
Coding region: 2932-4413 (493 amino acids)
Source: RefSeq, a predicted model, not a curated record